UAACAGUUCGGCUUCUAAACAUUGUAUUUCUGCACACAUUCUGGGGUUUGAUCGUUAUAGACACUUGAUUCAUGUUCACAUCAGAAAAGACAUCAAACAGGAACCUGUGACAAAGGUAAACAUGGCGACCAAUUCUCUGGAUCGAGUAAUGCGUGGAUCAAAGCUUAAACUUCUGUUUUUAGAUAUUUCCCACUUGACGUCCAAUGUUCAGAUGACUGUUCUGUCAACGGCUGUGUGUGGUUUCUUUAUCACAGGAGGAAUAUUUCAGGAGUUAGUGUCUCGCAUAUACCGGAAGGAACUUCUGAUAUAUAACUGGUACAUGACACUGAUACAGUUGGGAUGUUUUUCAUUGUUUGGUUUGAUGAAGUUGCAGCUGAAGAUGACAACGAUCAGGAGGUAUCAUUCAUUUGAUGAUUAGCCUUGAGUGUACGUUAUAAAUGUAGUAAUGAUA
This is a messenger RNA of Pecten maximus, 451 nucleotides long. Its product is annotated as adenosine 3'-phospho 5'-phosphosulfate transporter 2-like. Lineage: Eukaryota; Metazoa; Mollusca; Bivalvia; Pectinida; Pectinidae. The record is from RefSeq and is a predicted model, not a curated record. The transcript has 2 exons. The coding region runs from base 122 to 418 and encodes 98 amino acids.